This is a messenger RNA of Peniophora sp. CBMAI 1063, 774 nucleotides long. Lineage: Eukaryota; Fungi; Basidiomycota; Agaricomycetes; Russulales; Peniophoraceae. The record is from the annotation of a GenBank genome assembly.
AUGAGCGACAUCGUCGUUCUUUGGCGCGUGUGCGCAGUGUGGGACAGGAAGCGCUCGAUUCUCAGACUAAGCGCGGCACUGAUCAUCGCGACAAUCGGACUGAAUCUCGUAAACAUCAUCGACACCGCGAUUCUACAUACUUCUUGGGGAACUCCAGGCAGCACCGACUACGAGAACAUCGUCGAGAUCUAUGGCCAAAGCCCCGUUGGCCUCGCAGCAGUCUUUAUGUCCCUAGCCAGCAACAUCUGCGCGACUACGCUCGUCGGAUUCAAAGUGUGGCUCCACAGAAGACAGAUGUCAGAGUUCGCACAAUCGCACGGUCGGCGUUCGCUCACUAUCCGAGUGAUGGAACUCCUGGUGGACUCAGGCGUGGUCUAUACCGCCAUAUGGGUCUUAUACUGCACCAGCUACUUCAAGCGUAUCACGGUCGACUACGUGUAUGAAGCCGUCGGAGACGGUAUCGUGUUCUCCUUCGCAUCCACCGUUGACCACCUCAACGCAGCGAUGGCCCAGAUUACCUCCAUCUACCCUCUCUCCAUCUUCAUUCUCGUGGUGUUGGACAAGAUCCACCAUUCACGAGGCCCGCAACUCCUGAGCCACUCUUCUUUGUCUCCGGUCCGACCACACACGGCUGCCCUGACUAUUAUCAUCGAGGCGGACGCUGGGCGCGACGCGGACAUCCACGCUGGCUCGUCGCACUCGACCAAUGAUGCUGUUCAUGAUGGAGUUUCGGAUUCUUGCGGAGAGGUAAAGCUAGUUACCCAUGAAGCUUAA